AUGGUAACAACUCCUGACAUGUUAUGGUUGGUCAUCGCGAGUGGUGUAGCAUGUUUUUGUAUGGCAUUUGUGACAGGAGCAAAUGAUAUAGCGAACACGUUUAGCACUUCCAUUGGAUCCAAAGCACUAACCAUUAAGAGAGCUUUAAUAAUUGCCUUUUUUUUUGAGGCAUUAGGAGCUUCCUUACUUGGUGGAACAGUCACAGAUUCUAUUCGAUCAAAAAUAAUAAACUUUGAAGCUUUUUACGAUGCGCCCGAAUUUCUGAUGCUUGGUAUGUUUUGCGCCCUUAUGGGUGCAACCAUCUGGCUAGCUAUAGCCACAUGUUUAGGUUUGCCAGUAUCGACAACGCACAGUAUAGUAGGAGCAUUGUUAGGCUUUGGACUGGCAGCAGGGCAUAGUAAAUCGAUAAAAUGGGAGAAAAUACACAGUAUAGUGAUAUCAUGGUUUGCAGCACCGAUAUUGGCAGGAAGUUGUUCAGCCAUAGCGUUUUCCCUAAUACGCCAUUUGAUAUUGAGGAGGAGGAAUUCUUUCCAAAUAAUUAAAAGAUCGUAUUGGUUCCUCAUUUUUCUCAUUACCCAGCCGUUUAGUGUGUUCUUAGUGUUUCAGAACCCGAUAGUGUUGAAUAUGACAUGUAAGAUGAAAAGGGGCACACACUUCAUCACUGAAUCUCCAUGUUACAUUCAAGAUUGGACAGCAGCCCAUCCGUUGUACUCUACGAUAGCUUGUCUGGUCCUUUCCAGCAUCCUCACAUGCAUUGGAUCCGCCAUUAUCUACGUAGUAUAUAACAAGAGACUAAACAACUUCAGUUUUAGGAAGAAGCUAUUCGGAGAUGACAUGAUAAAUGAUUUGGAGAAAAAUGGCAAAGACGCGAAUAACAAUACGAUCUGUAACAUCAACAAUAGUAGCCUCAAUUCGGUUGCUUCGAAUGAGACCCGAGUUACGCAACAAAAGGGAGUUAGCGGGGCAUCGCAGCAACAAGGGAUUAGCGGAUCAAUAACUACAACAACAGCAGCUUCUGUUGGGGGGCCAAUUUUCCCUGGUUCUGGGUUACACUGUGAGAAGAGGAAAAACCAAGCCGAACAGAACUACCAAACGGUCAUUAACAUGAAAAGUAUGGAUGAGAAAAAUGAAAUUUUGGAGAGUAAAAAAAGUGGAAACUUAGCCAGAGUUGGCAGCAGCAUUGACAGUGGCACCAACAGUGUUGGUAGUAAUAUAUCCCAAACGGUGAUCGAGAAUUUUGACCAGCAGACAGAGAUUGUUUUUUCGUCCCUCCAGAUUAUUAGUGCUAUUUUAGGGGUGGUGGCCCAAAGUGCAAACGACACGGCUAAUGCAAUAGGUCCUUUUGCUGCAGUUUUUAACACGUAUAAUAACGGUAUUAAAGGGAAGCUAAAAGUGCAGUGGUACAUUCUUCUGUUUGGAGGUCUGUCCAUGUCCCUUGGUCUGUCCGUUCUAGGUUAUCGAGUCAUUAGAACCGUGGGAAUGAAGUUAAUUAGAAUUACUCCUUCUAGAGGUUUCACCAUUGAACUUAUUUCCGGGUUGGUCGUCCUACUUUUUAGUAUCUGUGGUAUACCUCUCAGUUCCACCCAUUGUGCAGUAUCUAGUGUAAUUGGUGUGGGUCUCGUAGAGGCAAAAAUAUCGGAAGAAAAUGACGCCAACUGUGGAACCAACAACCAGGGAAUGAAGCUACUGGGCAAGGAUAUGUCCCCAAUGGAUAAGAAUGCAAAUGUGCCUGUAAAGAAGAAGAGCUUGUUUUGCUUCCUAUCCUUUUUGAACACCUCCUGCGUGAACUUGAAGCUCUUUAGGACCAUUUUUCUUUCCUGGAUCAUCACGGUGUCCUUUUCGGCCUCCGUAACCGCAGCGAUAUUCUCCUUUGCAGCCUACAGCCCGUCGUACGUUGCAAAGGCGCCGGUAGUAGUUCCCACAUAA
This is a messenger RNA of Plasmodium coatneyi, 1926 nucleotides long. RefSeq names its product Phosphate transporter. NCBI's taxonomy places the organism in Eukaryota, Apicomplexa, Aconoidasida, Haemosporida, Plasmodiidae. Gene Ontology annotation, molecular function: phosphate transmembrane transporter activity. Gene Ontology annotation, biological process: phosphate ion transmembrane transport. The coding region runs from base 1 to 1926 and encodes 641 amino acids. The record is from RefSeq and is a predicted model, not a curated record. Gene Ontology annotation, cellular component: membrane. The transcript has 2 exons.